CCACAACACUGCGAUUGCCCCAACUGCCACCAUGUCCGACUCCAAGGACGCGACAACCAUCGAGCCUGCUGAGGAGCGCCGUGGUUCCAUAUUCGACAAUGAAGAGAAGCGUCGACAGAGCGUCGCCGAGUUGACCAAAAACACCGAGGGCGAGGUCCGCAACCCUCUCAUCGGUAUCCCGAAGGAACAGCUACUUGCCGAUGUCGAGAGCUUCGCCAAAGAGCAUCAAUUGGAGGACAUCCAGCCACUGCUCGUCAAGGGCGCACUCGCCGCUCAAUCUCCCCAUCUCUUCGACGAAAUCGACGAGUUGGACGAGGGCGACCGCACCGCGCUUCGCGAGGAGGUGACGCACCGCUGGAAGCUGCCCAGGCUUUUGUACAUCACCAUCGUCCUCAACUCCAUUGCUGCAGCUAUCCAGGGCUGGGACCAGACGGGGUCGAACGGCGCCAAUCUCACCUUCGCACAGCAGUUCGGCAUCCCUGACAGCGGCGAGUUCUGUGAUAUUCCUGCAAACGCUUCGACCUGCGAGAAGAACAGCUGGAUUGUCGGUUUCGUCAACUCUUCCCCGUACAUCGCCAUCGCGCUUUUCUGCGCAUGGAUCUCCGACCCCAUCAAUGACCUGAUUGGCCGACGGGGCACCAUCUUCAUCGCUGCCAUCUUCUCCGUGCUCGCGCCCAUUGGAUCGGGCCUCACCCAGCAUUGGGGACAGCUCGUGGCGUGUCGGGUCCUUCUCGGCAUUGGCAUGGGUCUCAAGGAAGUCACGGUGCCGGUCUUCUCUGCCGAGAAUGUACCCGCAAACGUGCGCGGAGGGCUGGUUAUGUCUUGGCAGAUCUGGACUGCCUUUGGUAUUUUCCUCGGUACCGUGGCUAAUCUCGUUGUCAUGAACACCGGCCGAAUCUCCUGGCGGUUGCAGUUGGGCUCCGCUUUCAUCCCUGCUGUGCCCCUCGUCCUCGGAAUUUGGUUCGUUCCAGAGUCUCCGAGGUGGCUGAUGAAGAAGCGCAAGUACGCCAAAGCAUAUCGAUCCUUCCUUCGACUGCGAAACACUCCCCUUCAAGCCGCCCGCGAUCUCUACUAUACGCACGCGCUUCUCGCACAGGAAGAGGUCCUUGUCAGGGAGGCUGGGUUGAAGCCGGAGAGUAACUUCUUCACGCGCUUCAUCGAGCUCUUUACUAUCCCUCGUGUCCGUCGUGCCACUCAAGCUUCUGGUAUUGUGAUGAUCGGACAGCAGAUGUGUGGCAUCAAUAUCAUUGCCUUCUACUCGAGUACCAUCUUCCGGGAAGGUGGUGCUAACGACAAGACUGCUCUCAUUGCUUCCUUCGGUUUCGGCCUGGUCAACUUCGUGUUUGCUUGGCCCGCUGUGUGGACCAUCGACACCUUCGGGCGCCGCGGUUUGCUGCUUUUCACCUUCCCCAACAUGUUCUGGACGCUCCUGACGGCUGGAAUGUGUUACUACAUCCCCAAGGAGAGCCCUGCACACAUGGGCCUUAUCGCGCUGUUCGUGUAUCUGUUCGGAGCCUUUUACAGCCCCGGAGAGGGACCAGUUCCGUUCACGUACUCCGCCGAGGUCUUCCCCCUCUCCCAUCGUGAGGUGGGAAUGAGUUGGGCCGUCGCGACAAACAACUUCUGGGCGGCGGUUCUGUCGCUCACGCUCCCUCGCAUGCUGAAGGUCAUGAGGCCUCAGGGCGUGUUCGGCUUCUACGCCGGGUUGAAUGUGGUGGCCCUCGUCAUGAUCUUCCUCUGGAUGCCGGAGACGAAGCAGCGCACGCUCGAGGAGCUCGACUACAUCUUCGCCGUCCCAACUAGGACCCACAUGAACUACCAGGUGAAGCAGAAUCUGCCGUGGUGGUUCAAGACGUACGUCCUCCGCCGCAAGGGACUCAAGAAGCCUCAGCUGUACAAGUUCGACGAGGAGGUUGUUGCCCACUCGAAGACGGCCCUGAGCGAUACGAAGGCCUAAGUGCUCGGCUGGUGUAGCUGCAUCGGGGAUGGUUCAGGUUGCCUUGAGAUCGCCGCGAAUAUUGUUCCCGGAAUGGGGUUCUUUACGCCGGGGGAAAUACUCCCGUGCUCGAGAUUGAUAGACACGGUGUAUGAUGGAUUGUCUGGACGGUGUUUGCCGCUCGAUAUCCGUAUAGUCUACGGUAGUCAAUCGCUAAUGUUUUGA
Trematosphaeria pertusa is the source of this 2161-nucleotide messenger RNA. RefSeq names its product MFS transporter. Gene Ontology annotation, cellular component: membrane. Gene Ontology annotation, biological process: transmembrane transport. The transcript is spliced from 7 exons. Lineage: Eukaryota; Fungi; Ascomycota; Dothideomycetes; Pleosporales; Trematosphaeriaceae. Bases 32 to 1957 code for a protein of 641 amino acids. The record is from RefSeq and is a predicted model, not a curated record. Gene Ontology annotation, molecular function: myo-inositol:proton symporter activity.